GGGAUCCACAGCGCCCUUUGACCUUCAAGGCUAUGCUGUGUGAUAGAAGAUAGCUAGCAAAGAGGGAUAUCCAGAGAGGGCUUCCUGAUCAUGAGCCACACAGCUGAGGUUCCUGGCAGCCAUGGCAAAAAGUGCUCCCAGAUGCAAACAGCGCCCCCACGUGACCUGCGCCGCCCGGCUCCGCCCAGGUGGCGCCCAUCGUCAUCACCCUCGCCUCUCUCUCAUCCUCGGGUUUAUCCCUGGGGGAGGGGGGCUGAGAGGGGCGGGGCAGAGAGAUUCCACAGCUGGGCCCACAGUGGGCAUGGAGGCGGCACAAGCUCGAGACCUGACGCGCCCGCAGGAACUUCUGGCGCCACCUUGUCUGGACACCGAGUCACUCCGGAAGAGUCGACCCCCCGCGCUGGAGCCUGGAGCCCUGAGAUGCCUCACUCCCAAUGGCAGGUCUCUGUGGCCUGCAUGCCAGGACUCGGUCAGCACGGCACUGCCUUUCCUCCAAGAGAAAGAAAAGGGGCUGCCGGGUUCCCCUUCGCCAGCCACCCAGGUCUUGGGGUCGUGCUGGGAGCUGAUGGUCAUAGGGAUGUCAGACCACCUAAGUAUGGCCAGGAAUCCCAAGAGCACGCAGUGCCCUAACCUGGAAACUUCCAGUGCUACUUCUCCUGCCUCACUCCAGAGAAGACCACGGAAGCAGCUGAACCCUCGAAUGGGCAUUGAGAAGGUGGACCCCAGGUUCAAGGGGGUAACUCUGGAGUUCCAGAUCCAGCCGGAUUCUAGCCUCCAGAUUGUACCCACCUACAGCUUGCCUGGCAGAAGUUGUUCACAGAAGCUCCCCACAAGCCCUUCCAAGGCCCUUGCCAGCCCAGGGAGCACCGAGGCCCUUGGGCCCAGACGGUGUGCUUCUUGUAGGACCCAGAGGACUCCACUCUGGAGAGAUGCUGAAGAUGGGACCCCCCUCUGCAAUGCCUGUGGCAUCAGGUACAAGAAAUAUGGCACCCGUUGUUCCAGUUGCUGGCUGGUCCCAAGGAAAAGCAUCCAGCCCAGAAGGCUGUGUGGCAGGUGUGGGGUGUCCCAGGACCCCCACCUAGGCCCAACUCAGGAACUGUAAGCCCUUCUUUAUCUGGCCAAGUCAGUUUGUCUCAGUUUCUCUAGGGGGAACAACGGGUAGAGAGAGCACUUUGGAAGUUGGCAGGGAUCCCAGUGGGAGAGUCAGGCCUCAGGCCCAGAGUCCCACCUGUGGGGUCACCCACCUGCUGGCUCCCCCUUCUCCACUUAGUCCUGGAUGAACCCCAAAUAAAAGGAAAUCGUUUCAGAAAUGA
Messenger RNA from Rattus norvegicus (Norway rat), 1313 nucleotides. The record is from RefSeq and is a predicted model, not a curated record. Lineage: Eukaryota; Metazoa; Chordata; Mammalia; Rodentia; Muridae.